GGGUAUAUUUACUUCUGGGACAUGGGAAGAGAAAUCAGAUGAAAUUUCCUUUGCUGACUUCAAAUUCUCAGUCACUCAUCAUUAUCUUGUACAAGAGUCUACUGAUAAAGAAGGAAAGGAUGAAGUAUUAGAGGAUGCUAUUCCACAAUCCAUGCAAGAUUUACUGUGUAUGAAUAACGAUUUUCCUCCAAGAGCACAUUGCCUGGUAAGAUGGUAUGGCCUGCGUGAGUUUGUGGUGAUUGCUCCUGCUGCACAUUGUGAUGCUGUGCUCAGUGAAUCCAAAUGCAACCUUCUUCUUAGUUCUGUUUCUAUUGCUUUGGGAAACACUGGGUGUCAGGUACCACUCUUUGUGCAAAUUCAUCAUAAAUGGCGAAGAAUGUAUGUGGGAGAAUGUCAGGGUCCAGGUGUCCGAACUGAUUUUGAAAUGGUUCAUCUUCGGAAAGUGCCAAAUCAGUACACUCAUUUAUCUGGUCUGCUGGAUAUCUUCAAAUCAAAGAUUGGAUGUCCUUUAACUCCGUUGCCUCCAGUUAGUAUUGCUAUUAGAUUUACCUAUGUGCUUCAGGAUUGGCAGCAGUACUUUUGGCCUCAGCAACCUCCAGGUGAGAUAUUUAGAACUGUGUUUAUUUUACUGAAUAUAGAUGGAAAGGAAAAUAUAUUAAGGAAUUAG
Molecule: messenger RNA, 667 nt
Organism: Castor canadensis (American beaver)
Lineage: Eukaryota; Metazoa; Chordata; Mammalia; Rodentia; Castoridae
Source: RefSeq, a predicted model, not a curated record